CUUUUUUUUCUUCUUUAAAUCUCACCUCACUCCCUUCUUCCACCUCUUCCCCCUUUUUUUCUUCUCUCUCCUCCCCCCAUAAACCCACUCAAACCCCUCACUCUUUCUCUCUCCUCUAGUUUGCUCACUGUUUAUAUGCUAAUUUGAUCAACCUGUGGCCUUACCUUAGGCCUUUUUCCUCCCUCAUAACAAUGGCUUACAUGUGCGCUGAUAGUGGAAAUCUUAUGGCAAUUGCUCAACAAGUUAUUAAACAACAGCAGCAACAGCAACAACAAGAACAACAACAACAAAAUCACCACCACCAAGCCCCGUUUCUUGGGCCUAAUAGUCCUUUCUUUCUCAGCCCAUGGCCCACUUCUGUACCACCCAUGUCCACUAGUCCUCCUCCUCCUUUGGGCUUUCAUGACCCGUUUCAAGUGGGUGGCCCAACUUCUGAAUCUGCUGAGCCUUGGCAGUUAGACCACCACCACUCUACUGCUUUUCGAUUUGCUGAUUUUAGCGGUGUGUCUACUGCUGAGUUUGACUCUGACGAGUGGAUGGAGAGUUUGAUGACUGCUGGUACUGGUAAUGGUAAUAAUGGUACUAAUACUGGUGUUGCACCUGAUUCCACCCCUUCUAACCUCCAUUCCUCUUGUGACGCGUGGCAAGGCACUGAUUUUAGUCUUUACAGUUCUGAUCCUUUUGUUACUAGGAUCAAUGUUUCACCCUCGGAUCUCACUCGAGUCAUUUACUCUGAUGCAGAUAAGACCGUUACAACCCAUUCAUGGGUCCCACCUUCUCCACUUAAAGACCCGGUCCCACCUCAACAUAACAACCCAAACGACGCCGUUUCCGUCUCCGUCUCCGUCGCUGUCGCCUCUUGUUCUUCCCCUAGAGAGCAAGAACAAGAGCAUUCAUGGCCACCGCUAAUCACGGCUUUACUAGAGUGUGCUCGACUCGCUGAGUCAGACCCGGAACGAGCUGUUAAAUCAGUGGUUCGACUCAGAGACUCGGUCUCUCAACACGGAGAUCCCACUCAAAGACUUGCCUUUUAUUUCACAGAAGCUCUCUCUUGUCGUCUCUCUCCUCCUCUCUCAUCAACCAUUGAAACGACGGCGUCUGAGGAGUGUACUCUCUCGUAUAAAGCAUUAAACGAUGCGUGUCCUUUCUCUAAAUUUGCACACUUAACAGCAAAUCAAGCCAUUCUAGAAGCCACUGAAGGUGCUGAAAAGAUCCAUAUUGUUGAUUUUGGAAUAGUUCAAGGAGUCCAAUGGGCCGCUCUUCUUCAAGCCCUAGCUACCCGGCCCACUGGAAAGCCCAUUAAGAUUCGGAUCUCUGGGAUUCCUGCCCCAGCACUCGGGGAAUCCCCAACGACUGCCCUCUUCGCCACGGGUAACCGCCUUCGAGACUUCGCGAAGGUUCUAGAACUCAACUUCGAGUUCGAACCGAUACUCACUCCAGUUCACGAGUUGACUCAGUCGAGUUUCCGUGUCGACUCGGAAGAAGUACUCGCGGUUAAUUUCAUGCUCCAAUUGUAUAAUCUCUUAGAUGAAACAAACGUUGAAGUUGAAGCUGCUUUAAAGCUCGCCAAAUCACUCAACCCGAAAAUUGUUACACUGGGUGAAUACGAAGUGGGUUUGAACCGGGUGGGUUAUUUGACCCGGUUUAAAACAGCGGUGAAUUACUACUCUGCGGUUUUUGAUUCGCUUGACCCGAAUUUAGACCGGGAGUCAAUGGACCGGGUUCAAGUGGAGAGGUUGAUCUUUGGGCGGAGAAUUAUGGGCUGUGUUGGGCCGGAAUUACCGGGAACCAGAAGGGAAAGGAUGCAAUGCAAAGAAGAAUGGAAAGGUAUGAUGGAAAAUGCCGGUUUUGAGCCGGUAACCCUUAGCAAUUAUGCAAAUAGUCAAGCUAAGAUAUUGUUAUGGAAUUAUAAUUAUAGCUCUUCUUAUAAGUUGGUGGAUUCUCCACCUGGGUUUCUUUCUCUUUCUUGGAAUGGUGUCCCUCUUCUCACUGUUUCUUCUUGGCAUUAAUUAGUUUUUUUUUUUUAAAUUAUAAAUUAGGCUUUUCUUAUAGUAGAAAUGAAGCUCUUUUAUUUCAAUUUUAUUAGUAUUUUGGUUUUAUAUAGCACUGUAAUUGGGAUGGGGGUUAUUUUAUUUGGUUUGGUAGUUUUUUUUUUGCUUCUUUUUUAGCUUGGAAAUUUGUCCAAUUAUAUACAAAAGUGUAAAAAGAAUAUGGAAGAAUGAAGUGGGUUUCAAAUGCAAAUGUUUCUUUCCCUUGUUAUUA
Molecule: messenger RNA, 2262 nt
Organism: Beta vulgaris subsp. vulgaris (sugar beet)
Lineage: Eukaryota; Viridiplantae; Streptophyta; Magnoliopsida; Caryophyllales; Amaranthaceae
Product: SCARECROW-LIKE protein 7
Exons: 1
Coding region: 192-2009 (605 amino acids)
Biological process (GO): regulation of DNA-templated transcription
Cellular component (GO): nucleus
Molecular function (GO): DNA-binding transcription factor activity; sequence-specific DNA binding
Source: RefSeq, a predicted model, not a curated record